Messenger RNA from Debaryomyces fabryi, 2247 nucleotides. RefSeq names its product glucose-induced degradation complex subunit. Gene Ontology annotation, molecular function: protein binding. NCBI's taxonomy places the organism in Eukaryota, Fungi, Ascomycota, Pichiomycetes, Serinales, Debaryomycetaceae. The transcript has a single exon. Gene Ontology annotation, cellular component: GID complex. Gene Ontology annotation, biological process: proteasome-mediated ubiquitin-dependent protein catabolic process. The coding region runs from base 1 to 2247 and encodes 748 amino acids. The record is from RefSeq and is a predicted model, not a curated record.
AUGACGUCUAAGCAGUUUAAAUUACAACUAAUACAGUACUCUUUAGCUGAAUUAGGGUAUAGUAAUCUAUCCGAACAGAUAUCUGGUGAUAUCAGCUCAAACUCCAUAAGCCAUGAAUCAGAAUCUGCUUAUCAUGAUGAGAAUGAUCAUAAUGAUUUAUUAAAAUUCAUUGAAAGGUUUUAUGAAGAAUUGAGACAUGGUAACUACUCAGCUAUAAUAGAAUAUUUGAACUAUAUAAUGCUACCAGAAGAGAGCGCCAUGAAUGUUGACGAUAUUUCUAAGGAUUUCAGUAGCAUAGGAAUUGACUUUUAUAAAGCAUUGAAUUUGAAGGAUGAUUCUGUUGAUACGAUUGGCGGCAUUUGCACCCUAAUUAUUACAUAUUUGAUCAAAAGAACUUACUUUUUGGAAUGUAUCGUGGUCAAUUCAUUUAAUAGUAGUAAACAACAUAAUCAAGUUGAGUUGUUGGGAGACAUAUCAAAAUAUAGUUUUACUUCAAUUUCUGUUCCAGAUUUGCUAGUUAUAUUGCUGGAUCAUCUAUGUCCUUUAUUGGACGAAAUACAGGAUGCACUCAAGUCCAUAAAUAUAAAUAGGAUUGUUGGACCCAUGUGGAAUUCUAAACCCGAGCUAAUCGAAUUAUUGAAUAGAGAGAAGGAGUCUACUUUAUUGCUUCCGUUAGUUAUGAAGUCGCCAAUAGGUACAACUGACUUGACAAAAUUAGUUUUCAACGAACAAGUACUAUUGGCUGAUUCAAGCAUCAGUCAAAUAUCCUUACCACACAUUCUUGAUGAAUUGAGAACUAUACUAGUUGAUAAGCACUUGAGUGCUAUUUUCAAAGAAAGCUAUAGAAAUCCGUCUACAAAUAAGGCGGCUUUUGAUAUACCACCUAACUAUCUUGACAAGUUGAUCGAAAAUGCUACUGCAUACCAAAAGCAGCAAUCCCCUUACUAUUUACCACCUAGAAUUAAUUCCAACAAGCAAGGGGGAACAUUUCUUCCACCCCUCUAUUGUGAAAUAAAUGAGAAAUACAAAAAAGGCUUCCCAUCAUCUUUAAUAACCACAUUGGAUAAACAUUCUGAUGAAGUUUGGAUUGCUAAAUUUUCUCCUCUGGGGAAACUCUUGGUUACAGGGUCUUUAGAUGGAAGAUUAAUCAUAUAUGAUGUUUUGAAUAAUUUUGAUGUUUUGGCUAUAUUGGAUUCAGAUAUACAAGGAAUCAAAAGUCGUACAAGAAGUAAUAAGGCAGUAAUAUAUUGUUGUUGGGAACCUAAUGAACAAUAUUUAGUGAGCUGCUGUUUAGAUACGGUAGUGAGAGUUUGGUCGAUUAAGGAUAUUAAGAAAGAUAAUAAGAGAAUAACUCGCUCUAUGGAUGUUGAAUUGGAUAGCCAGUCAGCACUAUUAAGGAGUUCGUUUACACUUGGUGAAAGUAUUAAAACGUGGUCGUGUGAGUUUUUGCCUACGACAGCCGAUCCUCAAUUUAUAAUUGGAUCACCAGAUAAAGUGUUAAAGGCUUUCAAUGUUGAUGGAAAAGAGCUUUUCGAUUUUUAUGCUGAUACUGAAGAAAACGGCUUGUACCAUGAUGAGAAGGUUAAUUCGAACGAUACUAAAGAUGGUAAUGACAAGACAGAUUCAUCAAAUGAUGGUGAAAGCAAAGAUAAGACAAGCACUAUACAUAACAACUUUUAUCGAGUAAAUGAUUUAGCAAUAACUCCAGACGGGAAAUUUUUAAUCACCGCAAACGAUGACAAGCAAGUAUAUUUUUAUACUAUUCCUGAUCUUUUAGAUCCAAAUUCAAUAACUACUAAAAUUGCUACUAUAAGCUUAGGUGGAAAAUUGACAUCAUGCUCAAUAUCCUCUAAUGGGAAGUAUUUAUUACUUAGCAUCACGCCGGAGGAGGUUCAAAUCUGGGAUAUUUCGGGAUUGGGAAAAUCAGAAAAACCAAUCUUGAAGAAAAAGUUAAUUGGUCAUAGUCAAGAGAAAUACAUUGUCCGGUCUAGUUUUGGAUAUUUAAGUGACAACCAGGAAGAAUUAGCUAUUAGCGGCAGUGUUGAUGGAUAUAUCUAUAUAUGGAAAAUUGAAACUGGGCAGUUGAUUACUAGAAUAAAAGGUCAUGACGGGCUAUGCAAUUCAGUAGAUUGGAACAAAUAUUAUAUUCCUAAGAAAAACUGCAAGGAUUAUGGUAAGUUGUGGUGCUCAGUAGGCGAUGAUAAAAUAGUUAAGAUAUGGGGUCCCUCAGACUGGAACAAUGAAUGA